This is a messenger RNA of Aspergillus affinis, 3123 nucleotides long. Its product is annotated as pseudouridine synthase PUS2. The transcript has 8 exons. Gene Ontology annotation, cellular component: nucleus. Gene Ontology annotation, biological process: mRNA pseudouridine synthesis; tRNA pseudouridine synthesis. The coding region runs from base 1 to 3123 and encodes 1040 amino acids. Lineage: Eukaryota; Fungi; Ascomycota; Eurotiomycetes; Eurotiales; Aspergillaceae. Gene Ontology annotation, molecular function: RNA binding; protein binding; pseudouridine synthase activity. The record is from RefSeq and is a predicted model, not a curated record.
AUGUCGUCGCAUACUGAGUAUCCGGAGGGAGCGGGAGUUCCGAAUCAAGAGGGGGCGCCUAUCUCCAAACUUCCAGUUGAGCUCCUGUUGAUGUGCGCCGAUUACAUGGAUCGCAUACCUACCAGCCGAUUCUCUCGCACUUGCAAGGGCUUCACCAUGGUCUUGAGAGACAUUCUCAAGGAGAAAGCACGGGAGUUUGCUUGGUCUCUAACAGAUCCAGAGCGUGAAAAACAAAUACAAAAAACAACUAUUUAUUAUGAUGCUGGGUUUCUGGAAGCCGGAGUAGACGCCGCCGAGAUGUUGCUCGAGUAUGGUGCUGACCCAUGCGGUGGGAGCCACCGUGAUUGCACAACCCCGCUUCAUGAAGCAGCUCGCGGUCAGGGCCCCAAAAAUUGUAUGAUCGAACCACUGCUUAAAGCAGGAGCUAAGGCUCAGGAUAUCGGUCUUUUUAGAUGGCUUUUUGAGCACAAGAACUUCGUGAAAAACCUGGAGCAGGCCCUGAUGAGUGGUUCCGACUUCAUCCAUAUUUUCACUGUGUUAUCCGACCUAUCAGUUCUUUGCGCUCUUUCGGAGUACAAAGUCGACUUGCUCACCGUGCGCUUAGAUGAUAUGAUCCUAGAAAAUGACCUACGUGGCGGAGAGCUACAAGCCGCGAUUCGACUUUUACAAGGGAGCGCAUACGCCGCACAACAUGGACAAGUACGGUUCAUCAAGUGGCUUCUGCUAGAGGGAGUCAGCCUAGAUGAAACCUCUGGAACUUUGCCACACGAGGAAGUCCCAAGCCUAAUAAUGGAAGCGGCAAGGUGGGAACAUGACCAGGUAGUCAAGCUCCUCCUAAACUCAGGGGCCAUGGCCGAAACCCAGAGGAAUAGCGCCCUGCUCGAAGCUGUUCGACGCCAAAAAUAUGAAGUGGUCAAAACAUUGUUGAAAGACGGUGUGGAAGCCAAUCCUACCACAGCGGAGCACCAGACCCCUCUCCAUGCUGCCAUAGAGCAUUCAAGCGAUGACGUUGCGCGAAUUCUGCUCCAGCAUGAUGCGGAUCCUUCCAAGCGCGACAAGUAUGACCGAAAUGCACUCCAUCUAUGGCAGAACGGAACUCUCAUGAGUUUCCAGCAACAAAUAUCGGCACCGAACGAAGACGGGCCUGUAUAUCACGAAGUGGCCUGUAGCAUUCAGCAUCUCGAAAGGAUCGAGGUCCUCGUUUUGUUUGCACUUCUUGCCCAGACGUUGAUUUAUGCAUCGGGUGCAUGGAAAAUUACGGCUGCGCAGAGUACUUCGAUGUCAAAAUUGUCGCCGUCCAUCGAUAUUUGCUGCGCAUUUGCAACGACACAUCCCGUCCUGUCGUCAGUAUUGGCAACGAGGCCCACGGUCACCAUGGACAAUAACGAAGGAAGAGCUGGAGGAUCCGGAGAAGCUGAUCGAAAGCCUAAGAAGAGGAAUAUGGGAAGGGCAGAGUGGAGCCGGCAAACAAUAGACAAGAGAGCGCGAAACGAACAGCAGGUCGAAGCUAAACGACGAAAAAUCGAGAAUGGGGAGGACGUUAAAACCCCGGUUUAUGCCACCCAUUUCUCUCAGGAAGAUAUCGACAAUGAGCAACGCCGCCCGAAGAAGAAGGUUGCCGUGCUAUUGGGGUACUCCGGGACUGGCUACAAGGGCAUGCAAUUGAGCGACACCGAGAAAACCAUCGAAGGAGAGCUUUUCGCCGCCUUUGUGGCUGCCGGGGCUAUCUCCAAAGCGAAUGCGGCGGACCCGAAGAAAUCGUCAUUGGUUCGAUGCGCGCGCACAGACAAGGGCGUCCAUGCUGCCGGUAACAUCGUCUCGUUGAAGAUGAUUCUGGAGGGUCCGGCGACGGUCCACAAAAUCAACGAGCAGCUUAGCCCGCAGAUUCGCAUCUGGGACAUUGUAGUUGCGAACAAAUCGUUCAGCAGUUAUCAAAUGUGCGACUCCCGAAUUUACGAAUAUCUCAUCCCGUCCUAUUGCUUCCUGCCGCCACAUCCCAGUACCUACCUCGGAAAGAAGGUAUCGGAGAUCGCCGAGAAACACGGAGAUCUGGAGGGAUUGGCCACCCGCCAGGCGGAAGUGGCGGACUACUGGGCUGAGACCGAUGAGAAGCACGUUCGGCCCAUUCUUGAAAAGGUCAAGGAGGACAUUCGUAAACUCGUGCAAAAGGCGCUUUAUUUUGACGAAGAAAAAUCUGCCGAGGCCCAGUCAGUUGAUAAGGAUGUUACGCAGUCGACCGGGCCACCUGAGAAUAACACCAACACCGAGGUGUCUACAGCAACAGAAAACCAAGACGAGCAGGGCCAAAACAUGGAACUUGACGAGGCCCAGGAAGCUCAGAGAAAAGAAAUCUAUGAGACUGUCAAGGCUGUCAAGGCAGCAUAUAACACAGCCAAGCGAGCUUAUCGCAUUCCUGCCGCUCGUUUGGCCCGCAUACAAGAAAGCUUGGACAAAUAUGUCGGCACAAGGAAUUUCUACAAUUACACCAUCCAAAAGAUGCACAGCGACCCGUCCGCCAAACGUCACAUCAAAUCAUUCAAGGUCGACUCCAACCCUGUCAUAAUCAACGGCACCGAAUGGCUCAGCUUGAAGGUACACGGUCAAAGCUUCAUGAUGCAUCAGAUCCGCAAAAUGGUCGCCAUGGUCGCCUUGAUUGUACGAUGCGGCUGUGAUCCUCAACGCAUCGUGGAUAGCUAUGGCCCAACGAAGAUCGCGAUUCCCAAAGCCCCUGGUCUGGGUCUUCUACUAGAACGUCCGGUUUUUGACGCGUAUAAUAAAAAGGCCAGUGACACCAACAAACAGCACAUCAACUUCGACAACUAUGCGAAGGAAAUUGGCGAGUUCAAGCAGCGCGAGAUCUAUGACCGAAUCUUCCGUGAGGAGGAAGAGUCUAAUGCCUUCUCGUCUUUCUUCAAUCAUGUCGAUCACUUCCCUCAAGAAGAAUUUCUCUACAUUACAUCCGGUGGCAUUACGGCCGCGAAGCCUAUACAGCAGGGCUCAGCUGAAGUUCGCAGAGAGGAUGAUCAAACUGGUCGCAAAUCCCAACGGGAAGCUUUGGCUAUAGUCGAAGCGGAUUCUGAUAAUGAGGCCAACAUUCCGGACGGCGGUGAGGAGGGAGGUUAA